Messenger RNA from Equus quagga, 1238 nucleotides. RefSeq names its product transmembrane serine protease 12 (gene TMPRSS12). Gene Ontology annotation, molecular function: serine-type endopeptidase activity. The transcript is spliced from 5 exons. Gene Ontology annotation, biological process: proteolysis; acrosome reaction. The record is from RefSeq and is a predicted model, not a curated record. NCBI's taxonomy places the organism in Eukaryota, Metazoa, Chordata, Mammalia, Perissodactyla, Equidae. The coding region runs from base 7 to 1077 and encodes 356 amino acids.
UCCAAAAUGAGGCCGGCACUGCUGAGCGCCGCGCUGUUGUUUGUGGGGAGCUCGCUUGUCUGCUCGGAACACCACUUGCUCUCUGCCGAGAGGAGGCGCAGCCCCUGGCGGGAACAGGCCGCUGGGCAGGCGACGGCGCCUGAGGCCCGGCGUGCGAGGCCCUGGGAGCAGGAGGGGCGCCAGGACCCGGAAGAGGAAGGAUGGAAAGCCAAGGGCAAUUGUGGAACAGCACCCCUUGCCAAUGUGUUGAAAGGAUCUCGGAUUAUAGGGGGCACAGAAGCUCAAGCUGGGGCAUGGCCAUGGAUAGUUAGCCUGCAGAUUCAAUCUGGCAAAGUUCCUACUCAUAUAUGUGGGGGAAGCUUAGUGAAAGAUAGGUGGGUCCUCACAGCUGCCCACUGCACUAAGCAGUCUAGAGAUCCUUUAAUGUGGAGAGCUGUGAUUGGAACCAAUAACAUAAAUAGGAGUCAUCCUCACACAAAGAAGAUAAAAGUUAAAGCAAUCAUUAUCCAUCCAUUUUUUGAUUUGGAAACUUAUGUAAAUGAUAUUGCGCUUUUUCAUUUAAAAAAAGCAGUUAAGUACAAUGACUAUAUUCAGCCUAUUUGUCUACCUUUUGGAGUUUUCCAAAACCUGGACUGGAACACAAGGUGCUUUAUAAGUGGCUGGGGAAGAACAGAAGAAGAAGGUAAUAUUACAAAUAUGUUACUGGAAGCAGAAGUGCAUUUUAUUUCUCGAAACUUUUGUAAUUCUGCUAAGAGUUAUGGAGAAAUGAUUCCCAACACUUCAUUUUGUGCAGGUGAUGAAGAUGGAAUUUUUGAUACUUGCAGGGGUGAUAGUGGUGGACCAUUAAUGUGCUACUUACCAGAACACAAACGAUUUUUUGUAAUGGGAAUUACCAGUUUUGGAUAUGGCUGUGGUCGAAAAAACUUUCCUGGUGUCUAUAGUGGGCCAUCCUUCUACCAAAAGUGGCUGACAAAUCAUCUCUACCCGGCAAGCAAUAAAGGCAUAUUUAAUAUAAAUAUUCUACUUGGACAGGUCCUCAUAGCCUUCGGUUCUGUUGUCUUACUAGCAACUACAUAAAGAAAUUCUGAAGAAUCUUUAUUUUUGCAUUGUGUCCCUUUCCAGGUUCUACAUAAUGAAAAUCAUUUAUUGUUUUGGCAAGUAAUUGCCCACUUUAGAGUUCUCAUGUGAACAUUUUUUGGAAUAAAAGGAUUGUGACAUAUUCAAUAUAUGAUUGUAAA